UCUUUCGAAUUGAUGGUUUGGAAUUGAACAAAAAAAAAAAAAGGUUCAUGAUUGGAAGGUUUCUUUCCAAGGUCGGCAGCAGGAGCUCUUCCCCGAGAAAGUUCCGUUUUCGAAACAAACAAUUUCUUUAAAACCCAGAACGAGUGACUGAUUUUCCCUUUUUUUAUGCAGCAAAAGCAAUAGUUGGGACUUUUACCUGUAUUGUGAAGAACUCUCGUAUCUACACAUUCCCGAUGGAUUUAUGUCUUUUGCAUGCUGAUGCGCCCACAGUAAUAGUCGAUCAAAGACGCGCCAGUUGGGCUGCAUCAAGUAGCAUGGAGACCAGCAAGAAGCUAUUCAAGACGCUCGGCAACUGCGGUGUGCGUAUGAAUACUGUUAAAGAAUCUAUCUGCACAAAUAGCGAAAAUACCCAUCGCACACCUCUGUUUGGAAUCGACAUUGGUGGCAGCCUGGUCAAAGUCGUCUAUUUCGAGCCCACAGACUCUUCCGACGAAUCGGAAGCCCACCAAAACCUGAAGCAGUUCGUGAAGGGCAGGGCUGCUUACUGCAACACUGGUACUAGGGACGUGCACUUACAAAUGGACAAUGUCAUGGUAAAUAACCUCCACGGAUCUCUCCACUUCAUACGAUUUCCAACCAGCGAAAUGAGCGCUUUCCUAAGGUUGGUUAAAAGCAAACAAAUUGCUCCAGUAUCCAGCACAGUAUGCGCCACUGGUGGUGGAGCGUACAAGUUCGAACAGGACUUCCAAAAGGAAAUUUUUCAGAAGAUUCACAAGUUCGAUGAGAUGGAUUCCCUGAUUCGCGGCAUCCAAUACGUGGAGCAAAACAAUUUCCGCGAAUGUUACUAUUGGAGCGAUCCUGUUGAUGACGAUCGCUGUAAAAAAGUUCCAUUCGAUUUCAGUUCUCCGUAUCCAUUCCUGGUGGUUAACAUUGGGUCUGGAGUCAGCAUACUGGCAGUUUAUUCAGAGAAUGAGUACAAAAGAGUUACAGGCACCAGUUUGGGAGGUGGAACCUUUUUAGGACUAUGCUGCUUGCUGACAGGUUGUGACACGUUUGAAGAAGCAAUUUCCCUUGCAGAACAAGGAGAUAGCACGAAAGUCGACAAACUAGUUAAAGAUAUCUAUGGAGGCGAUUACAUGAAAUUCAACCUUAGAGGAAACACCGUUGCUAGCAGUUUCGGAAACAUGAAUAGCAAAGAGAGGCGAUCUGCAGCAUCUCAGGCCGACUUGGCCAGAGCAACUUUGGUAACCAUCACAAACAAUAUCGGAUCCAUCGCCCGGAUGGCAGCACUCAAUGAGGGCAUUCAAAGAGUUGUGUUCGUAGGUAAUUUUCUUCGAGUCAACACCAUUUCCAUGAAGCUACUGGCGUAUGCUAUGGAGUUCUGGUCUAGAGGUUCCCUUAAAGCACUCUUUUUGGAACAUGAGGGAUAUUUUGGAGCAGUCGGUUGCUUGCAGGAGUUAAUGAGAAGUCCAUAAAAAUCACGGAGAAUGCUUUUCGCUAAAUCCUGUACAGCUGUUAUACAUCUCUCAGUGAGUAAUAACAUCGUUAACCUAACACGUUAGAGGCAUGAAAUUCUUCAUAUCAUCAAAGCUCAAGUUGUUAAUACACUUGUACUGGGACCAAUUUGACGCCUGAAAAACCCGUUCAUACCAGACUAAGUUCACGACGAGCAUGUUCUAUGCGUGAACCUAUUUGGAUUAUGAUAUUUUUUGUAAUGCAUAAUAAAAUAGAUUAUCAUUUUAA
Uloborus diversus is the source of this 1743-nucleotide messenger RNA. Its product is annotated as pantothenate kinase 3-like. Gene Ontology annotation, biological process: coenzyme A biosynthetic process. Lineage: Eukaryota; Metazoa; Arthropoda; Arachnida; Araneae; Uloboridae. Gene Ontology annotation, molecular function: pantothenate kinase activity; ATP binding. The transcript is spliced from 9 exons. The record is from RefSeq and is a predicted model, not a curated record. Bases 234 to 1475 code for a protein of 413 amino acids. Gene Ontology annotation, cellular component: cytosol; nucleus.